AGGGGGCCCGGUGGGCAGCAGGGUGAUCCAGGCAGCCGGGGCUUUCCUCCUCCUCCUCCUCCUCCUCCUCCUCCUCCACGCUGAGGGAAAGUAGCUUUUCGUCUUUUUUCAUUCUGACUUUGGGCAAAAGGGAGGGGAGGGGAAGCAGCUUGAGCCCAACUCCCCGCUGAGAUGAGACGGUGGAUGAGAAGAGGUCUCCUUGUCACAGGCACAAAGGCCACCUCCGCCUGGCAGCAUGGUGCUGAAAUCUAACCCUGGCAUCAUUCUCUUGUGCUCUUUCCUGCCCAGUGACUACAUCAUUGAGGAGAAGACGGCCGUGCUGCAGAAGAGGGAGCAUGAGGGAUUCGGGUUUGUAUUGCGAGGGGCCAAAGCUGAAACCCCGAUCGAGGAGUUCACCCCGACCCCGGCCUUCCCAGCGCUCCAGUACCUGGAAUCAGUGGACGUGGAAGGAGUCGCUUGGAGAGCGGGGCUGCGCACGGGGGACUUUCUGAUCGAGGUGAAUGGUGUGAACGUGGUGAAGGUGGGGCACAAGCAGGUGGUGUCCCUGAUCCGGCAAGGGGGGAACCACCUGGUGAUGAAGGUCGUGUCCGUCAGCCGCAAGCCGGAGUCGGAGGAGGUGGUUCGGAAGAAGGCUCCGCCGCCUCCCAAGAGAGCGCCCAGCACCACCCUGACGCUGCGGUCCAAGUCCAUGACGGCCGAGCUGGAGGAGCUGGCCUCCAUGCGGAGAAGGAAAGGGGAGAAGCUGGAUGAGAUCCUGGCGGCCGCAGAGCCGGCGCUGAGGGCGGAGAUCGUGGAAGCAGAUUCCAGGGCAGCCACUGUGAAACAGAGACCAACCAGCCGGAGGAUCACCCCUGCAGAGAUCAGUUCCCUCUUUGAACGCCAGGGCAUGGCAGCACACUCGGGGGUCCUGGCGGGAGCUGAGAAGCCCCACGUUUCCCUGCGCAAAGGAAUUCCACGGACAAAAUCCGUAGGUGAAGACGAGAAACUUGCUGCUUCUUUGCUCGACGGGAAGUUUCCCCGGAGCACAUCCAUGCAAGACACUGUUAGGGAAGGACAUGGGAUUCCACCGCCACCCCAAACAGCCCCACCCCCGCCUCCUUCUCCAUAUUACUUCGACACAGGCCCCCCUCCAUCCUUCUCGCCACCCCCGCCCCCGGGAAGAGCUUACGACACCAUCAGGUCGAGCUUUAAGCCCAGCCUGGAGGCCAAACUGCACGGCCUCCCGCAGGUCAUCAGCGCGGCCGAGAUGUACGACCAGGCCAGGACGUCCAUCCCUUACCCCGAGCGGCAGAAGAGGGCCCGAUCCAUGAUAAUCCUCCAGGAUUCCUCUCACCUCCCCGUGGAGCCCACGGAGAUCCCCCGGCCCGGCCCGUCCGCCACCCCCCCGGAGAAGCUGAAGCGGAAGGGGAGGGUCAUCGACAACCCCUACGCCAACAUGGGGCAGUUCAACGUGAGCCUGUUCGCGCCCACCAAGCCGCAGAGGAAGAAGAGCCCGCUGGUGAAGCAGCUGCAGGUGGAGGACGCGCAGGAGCGGGCGGCGCUGGCCAUCACCGGCGGCUUCAGCAGGGAGCCCUCGCCCACCCGCCGGGGCCACCGCCUGGGCGGGGUGGAGUACCAGCACCACGCCGGCAUCGCUCAGGUCGAAGCCACGAGCAUCCCCUUUGCCACUGCCAUCGCUGGCGUCAUGAAGGACCGAGACCGUCGCCUGGAUGAGAGGCGGAAAUCCACUGUCUUCCUCUCGGUCGGGGCCAUCGAGGGGACGCCCCCCCCGCCCAGCGAGAUGCCGUCCCUGCAGCAGUCCAGGUCCAUCGAUGAGCGGUUGUUAGGAAGCCGAGAUGUUCUACUGCCUUCCCCCGUCUCAGCUUUAAAGCCAUUAAUUAGCAGCUCAUCCUCAACGUUCAUCCACCCCCUCACGGGAAAGCCCCUGGAUCCGAACUCCCCACUGGCGCUUGCGCUGGCCGCAAGGGAACGGGCCCUGUCCACCCAAGUCCCAUCCCGGUCGCCCACCCCGAUCCACAGCCCCGACUCAGACAGAGCAGCACCCCUGUUCGUGGACAUCCAAACCAAAGAACCAGAGAGGGGCGACUUGGAGAGCUUGGUGUCCCCCGCGUACUCCCCCGGAGGCAAAGCAGUGAUCGGAGCGAUCGGAGCGAUCGGAGCGGACUCUGGGACUUUGGCCCCCGCCAAGAGCCCCUGGGGGACUCCGUCCACACUGAGGAAAGAGACCGAGGCCCGAGCGGAGACCCCGGGGAAGGAGGAGAAGAAACCGGAGGACAAGAAGUCCAUGAUCAUCAGCAUCGUGGACACGUCGCAGCAGAAGACCGCCGGCCUCAUCAUGGUCCACGCCACCAGUAAUGGCCAAGACGAGAUAGGACUUGAGAUAAAAGAGGAGACCCCGGCCGUCCCCGAAGUCUGCACGGAGCCGGCCGAGCCCCCCAAGGCAGAGCCCCAGCCCAGCCCCGUGGGGAAGCCUCCGGUCAGUCCCGCCGCCGACAAGGCGCUGGGCCAGGGGAGCUCGGAGGAGGAGGUGGAGCCCUACACGGUCACGCUCCCGCCGGCCCAGCUGUCCUCCAGCGACGAGGAGACCAGGGAGGAGCUGGCCAAGAUAGGGCUGGUGCCUCCACCGGACGAGUUUGCGAACGGGGUCCUGGUGACCACCCCCGGCACACCCGUGAGCCACCUGGCUACGCCCAGCACGCCAUCCAUACCAGCGGCAGCAGUAGCACCUUCUACCACUGGCGGAACACCCUCAGGGAAGCCCUCCGACGCCCCCGCAGCCCCGGAGUCCGCCGCGGACUCGGGAGUGGAAGAGGUGGACACCAGAAGUUCGAGCGACCAUCACCUGGAGACCACAAGCACCAUCUCCACGGUCUCCAGCAUGUCUACGUUGUCCUCAGAGAGCGGGGAGCCCACCGACACGUACACUUCCUUUGCGGAUGGACAAACUUUUAUACUCGAGAAGCCACCAGUGCCUCCAAAGCCAAAACUCAAGUCCCAGCUCAGCAAGGGGCCAGUUACUUUCAGGGACCCACUUUUGAAGCAGUCUUCGGACAGCGAGCUCAUCUCCCAGCAACAUGCGGCCACGCUGGCGUCCGCCAGCAUCGGCCGGCCACGCUACCUCUUUCAGAGAAGGUCCAAGCUAUGGGGGGACCCCAUGGAGAGCAGGCCCAUCCAUGGGGCUGACGAUGACAAGCCAACUGUGAUCAGUGAGCUAAGUUCCCGACUCCAGCAGCUGAACAAGGAUACACGAUCACUGGGGGAGGAACCGGCCGGGUCCACCUUAGAUCCCGGGAAGAAGUCGCCGGUGGUCGCGGCACGACUUUUCAGUAGUUUAGGAGAACUCAGCACCAUUUCCCAGCGGAGCUCCGGGACCACCUACACAGUCCGACCUGGCAGUCGCUACCCCGUCACCCGCCGCACCCCCAGCCCCGUGAAGCCGGCUCUGGACCGGACAGAGCCCCUCAGCACCGUCCGGCCCUACGGCCUGACCCCCCCCACCAUCCUCAAAUCUUCCAGCCUCUCCAUCCCCCACGAGCCCAAGGAGGUGCGUUUCGUGGUGCGGAGCGUGAGCGCCCGGAGCCGCUCCCCGUCCCCGUCCCCGUCGCCGGGGCCGCCCCUGCACACCCUGCACCCGCCGCGGCCCUUCAUGCAGAAACCCCUCCACCUGUGGAACAAGUACGACGUCGGGGACUGGCUGGAAAGCAUCAACCUGGUGGAGCACCGCGACAAGUUCGAGGACCACGAGAUCGAGGGCACCCACCUGCCCGCCCUCACCAAGGAGGACUUCGUGGAGUUGGGGGUGACCCGCGUGGGGCACCGGAUGAACAUUGAGCGGGCGCUCAAGCAGCUGGUGGACAGCUGACCGUCCCCGGCAGCGCCGGCCUCGCCGGAGCCGCCGCGGGGAAGGGGGGGCGUUUCUACCAGGCCAAUAAAACCCACUUGGAUUCUC
This is a messenger RNA of Pipra filicauda (Wire-tailed manakin), 3949 nucleotides long. Its product is annotated as SH3 and multiple ankyrin repeat domains protein 3-like. The coding region runs from base 236 to 3862 and encodes 1208 amino acids. Lineage: Eukaryota; Metazoa; Chordata; Aves; Passeriformes; Pipridae. Gene Ontology annotation, cellular component: postsynaptic density; dendritic spine; postsynaptic membrane. The record is from RefSeq and is a predicted model, not a curated record. The transcript is spliced from 9 exons. Gene Ontology annotation, molecular function: ionotropic glutamate receptor binding; synaptic receptor adaptor activity.